This is a messenger RNA of Eupeodes corollae, 5670 nucleotides long. RefSeq lists its product as uncharacterized. The coding region runs from base 1 to 5670 and encodes 1889 amino acids. The transcript has a single exon. Gene Ontology annotation, molecular function: nucleic acid binding. The record is from RefSeq and is a predicted model, not a curated record. Gene Ontology annotation, biological process: DNA integration. Lineage: Eukaryota; Metazoa; Arthropoda; Insecta; Diptera; Syrphidae.
AUGCCAGUAACACAUUCUCCAGGAAACCCUUCCACUCCUCCUCCAGCACAACAUCAGGCGCAGCAGCAGCAACACCGAAGACGAGCUACAUGUAACAUAUGCCAGGAGCCCUACAACGAAGAAAUGAUCUACUGUGAUGGGGUAUGUAGAAAAUGGUUUCACUUAUUAUGUGUAGGUUUGAGUAGUAGUCAGGCCGAUGAGCUGGGUAGAUGGGUUUGCGAAGAUUGUAGAGAAGGGUAUGUCAAACGGGUGGAAGUUCUAUGCAAAGAGGUAGUGACAUUGAGUGAGGUCGCCCAAGGAACCAUCGACGCCAAAAAAAGAAGAACAGUGAUCCGGGCAGCGAUGGAAAAAUUUAACAAAGCAAAAGAAAAAUAUAUUUCUCUUACCGGUGAUUUCGUAGAUCAAAAGGGAGAUCCACUACCAACUCCAAGAAUAGAGGAACCACAGGAGACGGCUGCUGUUGAGGAAAACGAGUCAGAGGGACGGUCUAUAACAUCAAAAUCAACAUCAAUGUCGACAGCAACGAGAAUGAAAAUGCAAUUGCUGGAAAAGCAACGCAAACUGUUGAAGGAGCAGCGUCUAAACCUGCAACUAGAGCACGAUGUCCUUAAGCAGCAGCAGGAUCUUGUGGAUCAAGCAUCAAUCUACGAUCUCAAUUUUGAAGCCGAUGAAAGCAACCGAGUAGAAGAGGUCACAGACGCCGUCAACAACAUCACACUAAAUCCUCAAGCGCGUGAAUUCGAACCUUCAUUCAGUCAGAGGCAGAUUGCGGCCAGAAAGAUAUACAGAGCACUUCCAACAUUCACAGGAGAGUUAGAAGAAUGGCCCGUGUUUAAACGAAUGUUUGAGCAAUCAACCAAAGAAUGCGGGUAUUCCAAUGAGGAAAAUUUAAUGCGUCUGCAACAAUCUUUGAAAGGCAGAGCCAGGAACGAAGUCGCAAGUCAAUUAUGCGAACCUUCUUGCAUACCAGACAUUAUGGAAAGUCUUAUGCUUGCAUUUGGACAGCCCAUUGUCAUUCUUAACGCUCAAAUAGAAAAAAUAAGUAAAUUUCCACCUGUGAGAGGAGACAAGUUAGAAUCAAUAAUUCAAUUUUCGACAGCAGUCACUAAUAUGAAUGCAAUUAUGAAGGCAUCGUCAUUAGAAAGCCAAUAUGACAACCCAUUAUUGUUAAAAGAAUUGCUGAAGAAAUUAAAUAAUGAUUUGAAGAUGAAAUGGGCUUCAUAUGCUUAUGAAAGGAACGUCUCAGGGGUUUUGGCAUUCGGGUCUUGGUUAAAAUUAGAAGCGAAAAAAGUUUAUUCCAUACUACCAUCAUUCGAGAGAGUCGAGAAGCAGCCAUCGAAAAAGGAAAGCAGAAUUAACGUUCACGUUGUAAAUGAUUCAUUCCAUAAAUGUAUAGUUUGUUCAAGUAAAUGUAAAUCAGUAGAAACUUGCGUAGUUUUUAAUAAUCUUCCUUCAGCUAGCAGGUGGGAAAAGGUUAAAGAGCUUAAGCUAUGCCGACAAUGUUUAACCGUCCAUAGGAUGAAAUAUCCGUUCAAUUGUAAGCAGGCAGUUAAAUGUAAUGUAGCCGGUUGUAGUCGUAAACACCAUCCACUUAUGCAUUUAGAAGUUAACUCGCAAAGUAAUCUACCCGUAGUAGAGUCUAUACAAAACAGCCAUACGAGACCGGAUGAUGAAUUUCAGUUCCAAUAUUUACCUGUAAUACUACAGCAUGGAAACAAAAAGCAACAAGUGAUGGCGUUUUUGGAUGGUGGUUCCAGUGGCACCCGAAUUGAAGAGGAUGUGGCUGAGCAGUUGGGAUUAACAGGCCCGAAGGUAAUUCUAAAUUUGAAGUGGACAGCCAAUGUGAGUCGUCAAGAAGAAUCAACUAAAGUUUCCGUACAUAUCUCCGGAGUGUAUGAAGGCGCUAAGAAAUAUGUAAUUCCGGAAGCACAUACGAUUAGAGAACUCAACUUACCAAAACAAACCUUGUGCUAUGAAAAGCUGGCGAAUAAAUAUAAUCAUUUAAGAGGCCUUCCUGUCUGUUCAUACAGAUCAACACAACCUAAGAUAAUGAUUGGGAUUAGUGAUUGGCACUUAGCAGUUCCGAUCAAAACACGACUGGCAGGAGAUAAAGAUCCCGUCGCGACUAAAUGUAAAUUGGGAUGGUCAGUGUUUGGGUCAAAGCGAACUUCUGAAUACGAAAGUGUCAACUACCACGUCGAAGAACAUCGUGAACCUGAUGAUGAGGAUCUGCACGAAAGUAUGAAAAAGUUUUUCUGCAUUGAGACUCUGGGAGUCAGAGUGCCCAAAGAUGAUUUAUCUUCCCAAGAAGAUCGCCGAGCUACUUCUAUAAUGCAAAUUACGACAAAGCUUGUAGGACAAAAAUAUGAAACGGGUUUGUUAUGGCGUUAUGAUGAUGUUGAUUUACCCGACAGCUUUCCAAUGGCUAAAUAUAGGUUAAAGACGCUAAAUCGACGUUUAGAAAAAAACCCACAAUUGAGGAUUGAGAUGCAAAACCAAAUAGCUGCCUAUUUAAACAAAGGUUAUAUUCGCAAACUUGGGCAAAGGGAAUUAGAAAAGCAGCACAAGCACGUAUGGUACCUUCCUCUAUUUCCCGUAAUCAAUCCUAAUAAACCAGGCAGAGUGCGAAUUGUUUGGGAUGCGGCCGCAAAGUUUAAUGGUGUCUCUUUAAACUCAUUCCUUUUGAAAGGACCUGACCAGCUUUCAUCCUUGCUUGGUAUUCUCUUUAGAUUUAGAGAAAAUUCUGUAGCCAUAUGCGGGGAUGUUUCAGAAAUGUUCCACCAAGUCAAACUAAUAGAAGAGGACCAACAAGCUUGUCGAUUCUUAUGGAACGAUCAUCAGGAGGAGCCAAGCGUUUAUGUAACUCAAGUCAUGACAUUUGGAGCAACUUGUUCGCCGAGUAGUGCUCAAUAUGUGAAAAAUCUGAAUGCUAAACGUUUUGAAAGUGAUUAUCCUAGGGCGGUUAAGGCGAUUGUGGACAACCACUACGUCGACGACUUACUCGAUAGCGCCGCCACAAAAGAUGAAGCAAUUGAACUAGCUAAACAGAUUAAGAAAAUUCACUCGGCAGGAGGGUUUCAUAUACGCAAGUGGAAAUCAAAUUCUCAUGAAGUGAUGUUGGCGCUAGAAAGUUCACAUGAGGUGACUGAACUUGUUAACCUUAAUAAAGAAGAAGAACAAACUACUGAAAAGGUCUUGGGUAUGUGGUGGGACACGCAGUUAGAUUCAUUCACAUUUUCUCUAAAGCUAAACAAAGGUAGCAAAAGUGUUUUGAAUGGCCAACAUAAACCAACUAAACGUGAAGUUUUGAGAAUCCUUAUGUCGGUUUUUGACCCUUUAGGACUAAUUAAUCACUUUACAAGUUAUUUGAAAGUCUUGUUACAACAAAUAUGGUGCUCCAAAGUAGAUUGGGACGAUGAGAUUGAAAAUGAGCAACACGACCAUUGGCUGAAGUGGCUUCAACAACUUCAUGAAGUCGAAUCCAUCCACAUUCCCAGAUGUUAUACUACAAAACCAUCGAUAUGGAAUGAAGAGAGCAUACAGAUUCAUAUAUUCGUUGACGCCAGCAAAGACACCAGCGCGGCAGUUGCAUAUAUAAGAAUUCAGACUGAGUAUAAAGUAUCUUGCACACUUUUAGCCUCCAAAACAAAAGUUGCACCAAUUAAACUUACAUCAAUUCCGAGGUUGGAACUAAUUGCAGCAUUAAUUGGAGCUAGACUUGCAUGCAGUAUUCGACAGUCAUUAAGCAAUCCAAUUACUAAAAUCUUCUACUGGUCGGAUUCGGUUACUGUAUUAAGAUGGUUGAGAUCGGAUGCUAAAGCAACAAAGGGCCAAUUUGUUGCAUUUAGAAUUGCUGAAAUACAAGAACUAAGCAAUAUUGGAAAUUGGCGAUACGUACCUUCAGAUCUGAAUGUGGCCGACGAUGCAACUAAAUGGAAAAAAGGACCAUCCCUCAAUAUGAAUGAUCGUUGGUUUAAAGGACCCGAAUUCCUGCUUAGGGACGAAAUUGAGUGGCCGGAUGAUAUCUCACUGCAACCAAACCCAGAUGCUGAAAUCCUUGAGGCGGUUCACCAUAUCUGCGAACCAGCUAUUAAAUUUGAAAAUUUCUCAAGUUGGCUUAAAAUAUUGCGACUCACAGCCUUUGUACAUCGGGGUAUUCAAGUAAUAAUAAAAAGAAAAAUUGAAAUUAUUUUAUUUUCGAAAUUCUUGAUGUCAUAUGAGUAUAAGCGUGCUGAGAUCUCAUUAUUUAAAAUAAUUCAAAGUCAAUGUUUCGAAAAUGAAAUAAAGUGCUUGAAACAAUAUGGUAAUUUAUAUGGUAAUAGAAACGAUGGUAAAAAACGAUUUAGCAAUGAAAUAAUUUCUCUAAAACCAUAUCUAGACGACGAUGGUGUACUCAGAUCUAUGAGUAGGAUUGAUAAAACUGACUGUGUGAGUAAGUCAAUAAAACGACCCAUAAUACUUUCACAAAAUCAUUAUGGUACAAAGUUGCUUGUUACUGAUUAUCAUGAACGGUUUCGGCACAUUAAUCAUGAGACAGUAGUAAACGAGGUAAGAAAAAAAUUCUACAUUCCUAGGCUGAGACAGUUACUAAAGCGGAUCAGAACGUCAUGCAAUCGUUGCAAAAUACUUAGGGCAAAACCAGAAUACCCAGAAAUGUCUGAAUUACCAGCUGUUCGUUUGACACCUUACACUCCUCCGUUUACCUACACAGCAGUGGACUACGGUGGACCUUUCGAAGUGGCCAAUGGACGAAAAUUGGAAAAACGCUGGAUUUGCCUAUUCACCUGCUUAGUGGUACGAGCGGUUCAUAUCGAAAUUGCCUACAGUUGCAGCACCGAUUCGUUCAUUUUGUGUUAUCGGAAUUUUCUAAGUCGCAGAGGACCCGUGAGGAAAAUAUUUAGUGAUCGGGGAACAAACUUCGUCGGAGCCGAAAAAAUUCUACGAAAGGACUUAAAGCAAAUCGAAUCACAAACCAUAGCAUCAAAAUUUGUUAGCGCUGAACUUGAAUGGUAUUUUCACCCUCCUGGGUCACCACAUAUGAACGGGUGCGUCGAACGUUUAAUAAAAUCAGUAAAAACCGCUUUGUAUGCUGUUAGUGACAUCACCACUCACAAACCGAAUGAUGAGCUGUUUCGGAGUUUUUUAAUGGAAGUUGAGGAUAUGAUCAACUCAAGACCCUUAACCUACUUGCCCUUGGACAGUGAAGAAUCCGAAUCUCUAACACCUAACCAUUUCCUGCGGCAGUUUGCUGGAGGUUCGACACCAACUCCUCUUGAAGACAUAAACGAGAAUGUAAAGUUGCACAAAACAAACGCGCUAAUGUCUCAACUGUACGCGAAGCAUUAUUGGAAGAGAUGGGUACAAGAAUAUUUGCCAACGUUAACCAGAAGGGAUAAGUGGACUCAGCAUGCUAAGCCCCUUCAAGAAGGAGAUAUAGUUUUGGUUAUCGAUGAGAGAUAUUCCCGCAAAUCUUGGCCUAAGGGUAAAAUACUCAAAGUUUAUAUGUCUAAAGAUAACCAAGUAAGGAGCGCUACAGUAAAAACUAUGGACGGAAUUUAUGAACGCCCAGCUGUUAAACUAGCUAAGUUGGACCUAGAUGAAGAUGUACAUUUAAGCGAAGCACUGGAUCAAUGUACCGGGGAGGAGAAUGUCAUAAAAAUCUCCAACUAG